Messenger RNA from Cadophora gregata, 1527 nucleotides. It is a transcript of the gene MET2, whose product is annotated as homoserine O- acetyltransferase. Gene Ontology annotation, molecular function: homoserine O-acetyltransferase activity. The transcript is spliced from 3 exons. The record is from RefSeq and is a predicted model, not a curated record. NCBI's taxonomy places the organism in Eukaryota, Fungi, Ascomycota, Leotiomycetes, Helotiales, Ploettnerulaceae. Bases 1 to 1527 code for a protein of 508 amino acids. Gene Ontology annotation, biological process: L-homoserine metabolic process.
AUGGCUAGCAAUUCGCAAUCCAAUGGCAGAGAAAUGCCAAUGCCUCUAAAAUACGAAAGAACGCAACAGCAACCCGAGAACCCAUUCGCAGCUUUGAUACCCGACCAGACCAUUGCAAUCAUUCCAUCUUUUACCCUCGAAUCGGGUGUGACUCUGCAGAAUGUCCCUUUGGCAUACAGUACUCGGGGCAAACUCUCGCCAGACGGAAACAAUGCUAUGGUAAUCUGCCACGCCUUGACUGGCAGCGCAGAUGUGGGAGACUGGUGGGGUCCUUUGCUAGGGGGACCAGGGAGAGCUUUUGAUAUCUCGAGAUUCUUCGUGGUGUGUAUGAAUAGUCUGGGAAGUCCUUAUGGGAGUGCGAGUCCCGUCACUUGCAAAGAUGGGAAUCAGAAGAACGAGAGAUAUGGCCCAGAGUUUCCCCUCACAACAAUAAGGGACGAUGUCAAUAUACACAAAUUAUUGCUGGACGAUCUAGGGGUCAAACAAAUUGCUGCAAUCAUUGGCGGAUCUAUGGGAGGCAUGCUAGUUUUGGAAUGGGCAUAUUUUGGCAAAGACUACGUCAGAUCAAUCGUACCGAUUGCAACCUCGAGUCGACACAGUGCUUGGGGUAUAAGUUGGGGAGAGGCACAAAGACAAAGCAUUUAUACGGACCCGAAAUAUGACGACGGAUACUACCCCUUCUCUGACCCUCCUACGGCUGGUCUCGGUGCAGCGCGUAUGUCUGCCCUACUCACAUACCGAAGUCGCAACUCUUUCGAGGCAAGAUUCGGGCGGAAUACACCAGAUGCAUCAAAGAAGCAAACAAUCAGCCAAGAUCAGCACCCGUCGACUCCUUCCGAAAUACAUCUAGCAAUACACAACGACGGCCACCGUUCUAAACGAUCGCCUCUCUCAAGACCUGGCAGCUCGGCAGACGUUACAUCUCCUGCUCCACAAACAAACGGCACCAGCGAGUCGUCAAAUUUCACUGAUCCCCAAUUCCAUGGCGCCACCGUGUCGACUUCACCUAGCACGAGCAGUCCUCUAUCGGACCAGAAGCGGGGAACAUCAACCUAUUUCUCAGCACAAUCCUACCUCCGCUACCAGGGCGAGAAAUUCGUCAAACGCUUCGACAGCAACUGCUACAUCGCCAUCACCCGCAAGCUCGACACCCACGACGUCUCGCGGUACCGCGUUUCCGCCGAGUCAACCACACCCAUCGCCGACGCACUCGCCCAGAUCCAGCAGCCGACUCUUGUUCUCGGCAUCGAGAGCGACGGACUCUUCACAUUCGACGAGCAGAAGGAACUCGCCGCGACGAUUCCGAACGCGAGACUGCGUAAGAUUGAUUCUCCUGAGGGCCACGAUGCUUUCCUAUUGCAGUUUGAGCAGGUCAAUCGGCAUAUUUUGGAGUUUUUGAAUGAUGUGCUGCCGGAUAUUAUGAGUGCGCCUGGGAGGGAGGCUGUCGAUGCUGAGAGUGGUGUUGGGGCUGUUACGAAGAAUAGUACGUUUGGGGAGGCGGAGGUUGAGGAUAUUACGGCUUGGUGA